ACCAAUUAACACUCUACUUCAAAAGAAGAUAGUCUAGUUUUUUUCGAACUCGAAGAAGAAGGUGUGUGUUUGUACUUUGUUCCUCAUGGAGGCAACUCUUCUCAGCUCGCACCACUUCCAUCCUCAACUCUUUCCCAUAAAACCCACCAAAAUCCCAGGUGGACAUGCGGAACGUGGUCUGCAAUUUUGUAAUCCACUGUUUGCCAAAACCCAAGUUACCUUUAAGAGAAAUCCUUUGGAAUCCCAUAGGAGGCAUUUCCUGUUCCAAAACAAGCCUUUCUUCUCCAAAGUGAACAAAAAAUUCUGUGUUAAUUUCUCAGAUCAGCUCCGAAGUGACUAUGUGAAUGUUGAUGCUACAUCUACAGCAUCUCAAAAUUUUAAUGUUGUACCUCUGAAGCCUGAUGAUGGGGCAGAUACUCUUAGUUUGCUUGAGAUUAAUAACACUAAGACUGUACAGCACAUACCCAAAAUGUUUAAAAAUAGGUUUCUAGAUUUUGUACGGCUGAGUUCUGUCCUGAAUAAUGCUGCUGAAUCAUUUUUCAAGAGCGAGAUACGUCGUAGGUUAUUUGUGACAGCUGUACUAAUUAUAAUUAGUCGUGUUGGAUAUUUCAUUCCUUUACCUGGAUUUGAUAGAAGAUUGGUACCUCAAGAUUACCUCAGCUUUGUCUCAGGCUCUGUUGAUGAACUUGGUGAUUUCACAGGAGAGCUUAAGCUGUCGCUUUUUCAGCUUGGGAUCAGUCCUCAGAUAAUAGCAUCAAUUAUCAUGCAGGUACUCUGUCAUGUAGUUCCCUCCUUAGUAAAGCUACGGAAGGAAGGCUUAGAUGGCCAUGAGAAGAUUAAGAGUUAUAUAUGGUGGAUGUCUCUUGGCUUCGCAAUAUUGGAGGCUGUGAUAGUUGCUUGCUACUCACUUCAAUAUUCAAUUUACGCAGCUAGUCAUAGGGUCAAGCAUGUGAUGGUAACGGCUCUUUUAUUGGUCUGUGGUGCAAUGACUACGACAUGGAUCUGUGAUACCAUAUCAGAAUCUGGAUUUGGUCAAGGUUCAUCUCUAAUUAUAUGUGUGGGAAUAUUGACGGGCUAUACGGAAACAUUAUACAAAAUGCUGUCUCAGCUCUCAGGAAGUGCUGUCAGUUGGUGGCCCUAUGUACUUGCAGUGUUGGGUAUUUUCACUGUGGUCACUAUGUGGGCAGUUGUGGUAACUGAAGGUUGUAGGAAAAUUAAGCUGCAGUAUUAUGGUUUCAAACUUGCUUCUGCUGCAAGAGAGGACUCCCCAGUCACUGAAGUGGAGCCCUAUAUCCCUUUCAAUAUUAAUCCAUCAGGAAUGCAGCCCGUCCUUACUGCCACUUACCUCUUGGGAUUUCCCAGCAUUCUUGCAAGUCUCCUUGGAUCACCUUUCUGGGAGCAUGUGAAGGAGAUAUUGAACCCCGAAACUUCUCUUGGUGCAAAGCCUUGGGUUUACUAUACAAUAUAUGCGUUUUUUGUCUUCUUAUUUAAUAUAUUUGACAUUGCCAACUUGCCAAAGGAAAUUGCUGAUUACUUAAAUAAGAUGGGUGCAAGGAUACCAAACAUAAAACCUGGGAAGGCUACCAUAGAAUACCUCACAAAGAUUCAGGCAUCGACACGCUUUUGGGGAGGCCUGUUGUUAAGUUUGUUGGCAACUACAUCAACCAUACUAGAUCAUUACUUGCGCCGUAUAAAUGCAGGAUUUGCAAUUGGGUUCACAUCUGUCUUGAUCAUUGUGGGUUCCAUUAUUGAACUUAGAAGAUCGUACCAAGCAUAUAAUGUAAUGCCAACUUUAAGCAAAGCUCUAAGACGGUAUGGUGUAUAACUUCCAUACCUUCCAACAAGGCCACGCUUCUUCAUCAUUGGGUGGUGGUGCCCUUUUUACUCAUAAACUUCAAAGGAAAUCCUGCCCAGUUGAUACUGCCAGAUGGUAUACAAAAACCCCUUUUGUUAGUUCCAGAGAUUCUCCAAAUGGUUAUGGUUGAGGGAAGCUGAUGCUCCUAGCUUCAUGGGUGUUUCUAGUUUAGAGGAACAGCUGAUGUUACAAGAAGUCGUGAGUUCAAACCCUAUUACAUGUGUAACUUAUCAAUAAAAAGGAAGAGAGAAGAAGCUGAUGUUGCAAUAGGGAAGAGCAGGUUAUGAAGCCUCGUUUUUGCUACAUGGUUUAUGCAUCUUUUAGACAAUGUUAAAGUCGGAAUGAGUUUUAAUUAGCCAAUAGUUUUAUCUAAGCGCUGGAUACUUGGGCCGGCAUAUUCAGAUUUUACACACAUAGAAUCUGUAUUGUAACGAAUUAGUUAUAUGUAAAUUAUUUUUAGUCUUCUUGGUGAGCAUCAUAUAAUGUUAUGUCAGAAGUGAAGUUCAUUUUCUUCAA
This is a messenger RNA of Quercus robur (English oak), 2371 nucleotides long. Its product is annotated as preprotein translocase subunit SCY2, chloroplastic. Bases 86 to 1825 code for a protein of 579 amino acids. Gene Ontology annotation, molecular function: transmembrane protein transporter activity; signal sequence receptor activity. NCBI's taxonomy places the organism in Eukaryota, Viridiplantae, Streptophyta, Magnoliopsida, Fagales, Fagaceae. Gene Ontology annotation, biological process: SRP-dependent cotranslational protein targeting to membrane, translocation; protein localization to chloroplast; thylakoid membrane organization. The record is from RefSeq and is a predicted model, not a curated record. Gene Ontology annotation, cellular component: membrane; plastid envelope. The transcript has 13 exons.